UUACUCAUCAUCUUCGAUUUCCCUGCUCUCUUCUCUCUCUUCGUCUUCCUCUUCCGUCGCUUCUUCCUCGUCUGCCCACCCAUCCCCCUCUUCUUCUUCUUCUUCCUCCUCCUCCUCCUCCCUCUCGUUGCCGCUUUCUUCCUCUGCUUUGCGUUCGUUAAUUAUCCCCUCCUCCCCAUGGAUGUUUGCCUCCUAUCCCUCCACUUCUUCGGUCGUUGAUUCUUUGUCCUUGCCCCCCUCUCUUGUCUCUUCCUCUCCUGACGGGCCUUUAGACCCCUCCUUGUCUCAAGGGAACGGUCGCGGCAGGGCUUAUCCUCCUUCCCCGUCUGCUCCUACAGCACGUCCGCCGCCUGAUGACGCUUGCCCCAAGAACGACACUGCUUGUCGCCGUCCUGCCGCUCUCUACGGUGCUUCUGUACCCCCCGCCGCCGCGAUCCGUCAUCAGCCAUCAACCAAACCUGACCCGUCGGAGGAGGCCGACACGAGGAGGCCAGCAAUCAUAGCCAUAAUAUGCUCGGUGGCGGCGGUGGCCCUCCUUAGCUCCGUCUUCAUUGCCAUUCGAUUGCGCAGCCGACAGCGAGGGCCGUCUUCGGCGACUUCGAGAAAUGGCGGGAAAGUAUUCGACGCGGGACCCGCGCCGCGCCCUGAGAUUCCCGGGAAAACUGGGUGGUUGUCCAUCUCUCUCUUCCGGGCAUUCCGAAAAGAGCAUGGCCCCCGGCCCUUCGAUUGGCAGGAUCAUCCUGCGCUAGCUACGCGGAUCUUGAGUCAAGGGCUCGGUGCCUACAGUUUCCAGUACAAGCCGCAACAGCCGUCCACGCAUGUAGGUGGGGGAGGAGGAGGAGGAGGAGGAGGAGGAGGAGGAGGAGGUAGUCCGUUAGUACCAGGUACAUCACCAGCAGUACCCGCUCCAAUAGCAGAAGCGCCAGAAGCAGCAGCUGCCGGUGGAGGAGGAGGAGGAGGAGAUGCUUCCCCGAUGUCGGCUUUGCGCGGGUCGUCGGGAAUGGCUGGUGUCGGGAAUGGAGGAAGCAUGGGGAGAGGAGAAGACCUGCUGAUUGUUACUCCAUCUCUCGCUUCGUCCCCAUCGAUGUUGUUUGGACCGUCUCCUCCGAAAAUCGCUUGGGCUAUUGUCGGCGACGGAAUCUAUAUGCAGGAGAUCCGCUUCACGCCACGUGGCCCUGGCCCGAAACUCGCUAAACACCGGGAAUACAUUAGGCCCCAAUGUGUCCAGUGCCGCGUGCCCAUCCCCGGUCCUGUCGAGUCCGACGUCUACCCGACCGAUGAGGCAUACUUUGAAGUCACAAUCCGCUCGGCCGGGGUGAUGAACCCGAGUAAAGGAUCCAGUUAUACCGGGGUUAGCGGCGAGAUUGCCGGGUUAAUCGAGAAUUUCCCAUCGCCGCCAAGCUCCUCCAGUUCUGGUGUUCUGGUCAGGAGCAUCUCUUUGGCAGUUGGACUGACGCCGUUGAAGUCAUCCGGAUCGUCGUUGCCAGGCUGCGAGCCCAUGUCCGUUGGAUUCUUCUCCGUCAACGGUCAGAUCAUGGUCAACGGCUCUCCCGUUGACGAUGGCGGCGGCGGCGCGCUCCAUCAUCAGCAAGCCUGGGGAGCCGUUGGCACGACGGUAGGUUGUGGGUUCGAUCCCGUGAUGAGGAAAGUGUUCUUCACCCUGGAUGGAGAGGUGGUCAACGUACUAGAGUCGGUUCUCGCACAAGGACCGGGGUUCGAUGGGCCGUUGUUUCCAACGAUAGGCACGGACGGCGAUGUGACGGUGUUGGUGAACAUGGGACAGCUGUUGUUCAAGUACGGGCCUGCGAAUGAGUACAUACGGAGAGUGCAGAGGGGAGCAUUGGGGGCUGCAGGGGGGGGGAGAUGGCGACAGGGGGGAGGGCAAAGUGGAGAAGGAGGGGGGGCGCAAGGAGAUGGGGCUGGGGAAGAGAGAGCAGUGGGGAGGACGGUGGUGGUUGUCGGAGAUAUGGGUUCGUCGAAGGAGGCGGAGGGGGGAAUAGGCGGGGGAAAGGUCGGAGGGGGGGCGGAAAGUACGAGAGGAGGGCGAGCUGCAGGCGCCGGUACGUGGGUGUUGGGAGAGAGAGAUGGCGUCCACGGGGGUAGAGGGGAUGCGGACGGUGCGGAAGCGGGGAGCAAAUGGCCGGACGUUGUCGUCAAUGAAAUUGAAGGCCCUGCUGUAGACUCCGACAGAGUGGCUCGUAGUAAUCAUCAUCAUCAUCAUCAUCAUCAUUAUCAUUAUAGUCCUCCUCCUCCUCCCUCUCCUCCUCCUCCUCCUCCUCACAAUCAUAACAGCGACGAGCUAGCAGGAGUACCUCGCGCCGGCACUAACUCGACUUGGAAAUUCGAGCCGCUGCUUAAACUGAUGGACGCCUCGCUAGAUGCAGCUGAGGGCUUCUGUCAGAAAGUGCUCUGUGGCAGCAAGGACAAGCAAGAAUGCUUCGUCCCUUGCAAAGUCAGGGUCGAACUCUCGGGGAGACCGCUGAGGACAAUUGGUCUGUCUAGUAUGGGAGUGAUGCGGCAAACAGGUGCGAAAGCAUUUUGUGCAGCAGGGGAAGAAGGUGGCAGGAGGCAUAGAAUGGGGACCCACAGUGUAGUGGAAGGUAAUGGGAGUCGUUGCGAGGUGAUGGGUGUGAUCUCCUGGUUGUGAUCUCCAUCGGCACGUGUCCUCGGACGAGAAGAACAUGGCAGCAUGUUUUUUGUUCCUUGCGAAGUCAGAGUUGGCCCCUCCACAGACUGUUAAGGAUUGCCAUCAACAGCUGCUAUGUCUAAGCGAGUGGUGGGCAGCAAAGACACACAACAUGUGUUGCACUGCAUCCAGGACAGGGUGAAAGAGGCGUAGAACUCAAAUGCGAUCUAGUGGAAGCCAGUGGGAGGUGCCAGGAGCGGCCAAAGCGAUGGGACUUUUGAUCGUGUAUCGAGGGAUUGGGACGCCACGUGCGAGCGAUUCGAGUGGAAACGGAGAAGUGAUGUUGAAUCUGUUGCUCUCCACUGACCCAGGAGAGGCUUGUCAGGACUAGCUGCUAGAAACGGGAUGGACCGGAAACAAGGUGAUGCCCCCCCCCCCCUUGGUACAUCCCCUGCGCGUGAUUGAAGUGGAAAUAAAAAAAAAAGUGAUGUUUAAUCUGUCACUCUCCCUGGCCCUUGUGGCCAAAUAGAGGCUUGUCUGGACUGGGCGCCACAAUUCGAUGGACGGGAAACAAGGUGAUGCUUAAUGCAUCGCCCUCCUUUGUUGUCCUUGUGGGCAAAGAUAAACUCCUCAUGACCGGUUGUUUGUCUUUUCGAUCACCAGGUGGACAGCAAUCGGUAUGCACUUUUCAGUUUGACAGACUCGCUCCUAAGCUCUUUUGUGAAAGAUAGGGCAGGUUGCAGCGCAGCGAUCAUUGCUGAUGUCAAGGUUGCUCUAGUGUCUUGCAGAGUGAUUGUCCACCGGUUACAACAUGCGUCAUUUGACUCACUUCGGCCGUACGACAGGUAUCGUGCUGUUUCCCUGCUGCUCUUCUAUGAUUGUUGUGAGGUUUGAACUUGCGAGUUCAGAGAAGGCAACGAAAGACUCAUGUUGGGGUGUGCCAGCAGCUGCUAUUGGGUAUUGGGAUCGUUGAGCAUUGAUGAUAUAAGACAGCGGGUCGGUUCAACGAUUUUGGUCGCUAGGGUCAACGAUUGUGGUCGCCAGGAGCGUAGUAUGUAUGGAUCAUGUGGCGUUGCUUGCUCGGUCUUCGUUUCGCAUCUACAGCUUGGCGUGCUCGAGAUGCUUCCUGCUAGGACUACUUUUGAGGAGGGGGCAAAUUGCCUGGAGAAAGGUGAUUGCAUGGAGCUUUCUUUAGAGGGGAUUGUUUUCUCGUGUUUUUCAAUGAGGCUGUGGCAUUGUGAUAAGGUGUCUUCUUCACGAGCCUCAGUAGCACUUGUAAAAGCCCUGGCAGUUUGCAUGAAGACCUUUCGCUUCGGUGGUGGGGUGCUUGAACUAGUGAGUGUGUAUGCUUUCCUGACUUUGAGAGAGAGAGAGAGAGAGAGAGAGAGAGAGAGAGAGAGAGAGAGAGAGAGAGAGAGAGAGAGAGGCAUGAGAAGGUGUGCUCAUGGAACUGGCAUCUGCAAACGAUGCAGGCACUUUCACUUGUUGGGUGCAAUAUCGAUGGCAAAGGUCCUCUAGGUGCUACCUGUUCAUUGCGAAGGAACUUUUGCUUCUUUUGCAGGCCUGGUAAUGGGGUACUUGUGGGUUUUAGCAGCUUAGCGAUGU
Messenger RNA from Chara braunii, 4231 nucleotides. The record is from the annotation of a GenBank genome assembly. NCBI's taxonomy places the organism in Eukaryota, Viridiplantae, Streptophyta, Charophyceae, Charales, Characeae.